Messenger RNA from Penaeus vannamei (Pacific white shrimp), 1635 nucleotides. The record is from RefSeq and is a predicted model, not a curated record. Lineage: Eukaryota; Metazoa; Arthropoda; Malacostraca; Decapoda; Penaeidae.
GGCGUAUUAAAUAGUCCAAUCGUAAAAUACUAUAUAGUCCCCCCUGCGUCCGAGCUCGCUCUCUGCGACGGCCCGUCCCGUGUGCAAGCGACCCGAGCGAUGACAACCAAGUAGUCUCGCGAAGAAGCUGCGAGUCGACCAACAAGUUGCUUUUGGUGUUUAAUACAGAGCAAGAAUGAAGUGGUUUGGAGGAAGUAUUCCAGAGGCAAUUAGUUCAGCCAAAACACAGAAUGCCAUAUUUGUGGUAUAUGUUUAUGAUUCAUCAGAUGCCUCAAAAGCUACUGAUGAAGUCCUUGUUGACACAGAUAUAUCAGCAGUCUUGAGUUCAAAUAAGUUUGUAGCAAUUAAGCUUGAGAAUGGUACUGAAAGUGCCUUGCAGUUUUCUCAGAUCUAUCCUUUGGUGCUUGUUCCGUCACUGUUUUUCAUUAGUGGUCAGACAGGAUUACCAUUAGAAGUUCUUGGAGGACCACUCACCAAAGAAAAUAUAAAGCAGAAGCUCACCUCUUUGGUUCCUGAAGAAAAUCAGGGAGCUAGUGCUGCAGUGUCAGCUAAUGAAAAUGUGAAUGAGGGUGGUACACAGAACUCCAGUAAACAGCCAGAAAAGGAAGAAGAGACACCAAAAUUGACAGAGGAUGGUGCUGCUUCUGCCUCUGCUUUGAUUCAGCCGCCAAAAGAGUUGAGCCCAGAUGACCAAGCAUCCCCGUCCGGUUUAGGCAAUGAAAAGAAGUCGGAGGCAAAUGUAACCCCAGACUCUGGAAUUCAAGAUGAUUCAGGAACUCCAGAACGUGAAGAAAAUGACAGCGAAGCAAUAGAUGAUUCAGUCAGCUUGGAAGAUAGAGUAGAGAGAGCAAAAGUUCUUCUUGCUGAAAAACGAGCAGCUCAGGCACAGGAGAAAGCACAUGAGGAGAGACAGAAGGAAAUUGAACGCAGAAAGAUGGGUCAAGAGAUAGCCAAAAGGAAAUUGGAGCAGGAAAACAAGGAGAUCCGAGCUGCAGCUGAAGAACGCCGAAAAGACAAAGAAGAGGACAGAUUAGCCAGAGAGAGAGUAAAAGCCCAGAUUGCUGCUGAUCGAGCAGAACGAGAGGCUCGUCAAGCUCUUUUAAGAGGGGAAGAACCUGCAGCUCCACAGUCAAGGCCUGUUGCUCCAGUUUCUGUUCCUGCUGCUUCAUCAAAUAAUAGCAACAUUUCCAGGAUCAAGUUCCGUCUUCCUGAUGGAUCCUCAAGCAUAGCACAGUUUUCUUCGAGUACCACAUUGGAAGAAGUAAGACAGCAUGUGAGACAGAACAUAAAUCUUCCUUUCUCCAGUUUCACCUUGACAUCAACUGUCCAUAAUAGACCAUUUACAUCAGAGGAUAAUGAUAGGUCUCUUACUGACCUUGGCCUUGUACCAUCUGCCAUCUUGAUUAUUUUGUCUCAGAGCAGUAUAGGAGGCGGUGGUAGUGUUGUUCCCUCUGGUGGGAUAGUAGAUUUCUUCUGGAUUCUUCUUUCCCCCAUUACAUUUCUGCUUGGUUUAGUCCGGCAACUGUUUGGUGGAAAUUCAGCACCUCGUUCUCCAUCCACAUCUGGGAGUGAUGAACCUACAGCUAAAAGAGCUAGAGAGGAGGGACCAUCUACUUCCCAACAGAGACCCCAGAC